AAAUGUUCAAUUUAGUCCAAUGUAGUAUCUAUAAAGCCGUAGCUUAGCUAAUUCAGUAAUUCCCAUUUUAAAACACAAAAUCUCCAGAAUCAGUUAUUUCUCCAUGGCUACAAAAUUCUCAAAACUCUUCUUCGUCAUUCUCUUCUUCUCCACCACUCAUUCUACAGAAGAAAACCCUAAUCACACUUUCUCAAGAAUCCUAUCUCCGGCCAAACAAGGCCUUAAAAAAGAAAAACUAAGCCACCUUCACUUCUUCUUCCACGACAUAGUUUCCGGCAAAAACGCCACCGCCGUGGGAGUAGCUCAGGCAGCCAUGACAAAAACCUCCGCAUCCCUUUUCGGACUUGUAACCAUGGUGGAUGACCCGUUAACGGCGGAGCCGAGUCUCAGCUCCAAGAUUGUUGGAAGAGCUCAAGGAAUUUACGCGUCGGCUUCGCAGAGUGACAUCAGCUUAUUGAUGGUGUUGAACUUUGCCUUUGUUGAAGGUAAGUAUAAUGGUAGUAGCCUUAGUGUUUUGGGCCGGAAUAGUGUUCUUUCCGGUGUCAGAGAGAUGCCGAUUGUCGGCGGAAGUGGGCUUUUCCGGUUUGCUCGUGGCUAUGCUCAGGCUAAAACUCGUGAAUUCGACAUGAAGACGGGGAAUGCUAUUGUGGAGUAUAAUGUUUAUGUGUUCCAUUAUUGAUGGAGUUUUUGUUGUUUGUUUGUAUUAUGCCUUUUUAGCUUUUUGUUUUAUUUAGUGGGAUUUGUAGUUUUCUACCAAGAAGUUGACAAGGUUUAAUUUGCAUUAAAUUUUAGAGUUUUUUAAGAAAAAGUUAUAAAAUAUUACGCUCUCUUCACUGA
Messenger RNA from Mercurialis annua (annual mercury), 837 nucleotides. RefSeq names its product dirigent protein 22-like. Lineage: Eukaryota; Viridiplantae; Streptophyta; Magnoliopsida; Malpighiales; Euphorbiaceae. The coding region runs from base 104 to 679 and encodes 191 amino acids. The transcript has a single exon. The record is from RefSeq and is a predicted model, not a curated record.